Molecule: messenger RNA, 3018 nt
Organism: Mesoplodon densirostris (Blainville's beaked whale)
Lineage: Eukaryota; Metazoa; Chordata; Mammalia; Artiodactyla; Ziphiidae
Gene: EPHA8
Product: EPH receptor A8
Exons: 17
Coding region: 1-3018 (1005 amino acids)
Biological process (GO): protein phosphorylation; cell surface receptor protein tyrosine kinase signaling pathway; axon guidance
Cellular component (GO): neuron projection; plasma membrane
Molecular function (GO): transmembrane-ephrin receptor activity; protein binding; ATP binding
Source: RefSeq, a predicted model, not a curated record
AUGGCCCCCGCUCGGGGCCGCCUGCCCCCGGCGCUGUGGGUCGUCACGGCCGCGGCGGCGGCUGCCACCUGCGUGUCCGCGGCGCGCGGCGAAGUGAAUUUGCUGGACACGUCGACCACCCAUGGGGACUGGGGCUGGCUCGCGUAUCCCGCUCACGGGUGGGACUCCAUCAACGAGGUGGACGAGUCCUUCCGGCCCAUCCACACGUACCAGGUGUGCAACGUCAUGAGCCCCAACCAGAACAACUGGCUGCGCACCAGCUGGGUGCCCCGCGAUGGCGCCCGACGCGUCUACGCCGAGAUCAAGUUCACCCUGCGGGACUGCAACAGCAUGCCCGGCGUGCUGGGCACCUGCAAGGAGACCUUCAACCUCUACUACCUGGAGUCGGACCGUGACCUGGGCGCCAGCACACAGGAGAGCCAGUUCCUCAAAAUCGAUACCAUCGCAGCCGACGAGAGCUUCACUGGGGCCGACCUGGGUGUGCGGCGCCUCAAGCUCAACACGGAGGUGCGAGGUGUGGGCCCCCUCAGCAAGCGUGGCUUCUACCUGGCCUUCCAAGACAUCGGUGCCUGCCUCGCCAUCCUGUCUCUCCGCAUCUACUACAAGAAGUGCCCCACCAUGGUGCGCAACCUGGCCGCCUUCUCGGAGGCAGUGACGGGGGCCGACUCGUCCUCGCUGGUGGAGGUGCGGGGCCAGUGCGUGCGACACUCCGAGGAGCGGGACACACCCAAAAUGUACUGCAGCGCCGAGGGCGAGUGGCUGGUGCCCAUUGGCAAGUGUGUGUGCAGCGCGGGCUACGAGGAGCGGCGGGACGCCUGCGUGGCCUGUGAGCUGGGCUUCUACAAGUCGGCCCCCGGGGACCAGCUCUGCGCCCGCUGCCCUCCCCACAGCCACUCUGCAGCCCCUGCCGCCCAGGCCUGCCGCUGCGACCUCAGCUACUUCCGUGCAACCCUGGACCCACCGUCUGCAGCCUGCACCCGCCCCCCCUCGGCACCAGUGAAUCUGAUCUCCAGCGUGAAUGGGACUUCUGUGACCCUGGAGUGGGCCCCUCCGCUGGACCGGGGCGGCCGCAGUGACGUCACCUACAAUGCCGUGUGCCGCCGCUGCCCCUGGGCCUUGGGCCGCUGCGAGGCGUGUGGGGGCAGCACCCGCUUCGUGCCCCAGCAGACCAGCCUGGUGCAGGCCAGCCUGCUGGUGGCCAACCUGCUGGCCCACAUGAACUACUCCUUCUGGAUCGAGGCCGUCAACGGCGUGUCUGACCUGAGCCCAGAGCCCCGCCGGGCUGCCGUCGUCAACAUCACCACGAACCAGGCAGCCCCGUCCCAGGUGGUGGUGAUCCGCCAGGAGCGGGCGGGGCAGACCAGCGUCUCGCUGCUGUGGCAGGAGCCAGAGCAGCCCAAUGGCAUCAUCCUGGAGUACGAGAUCAAGUACUACGAGAAGGACAAGGAGAUGCAGAGCUACUCCACCCUCAAGGCUGUCACCACCAGGGCCACCGUCUCGGGCCUCAAGCCGGGCACCCGCUACGUGUUCCAGGUCCGAGCCCGCACCUCGGCUGGCUGCGGCCGCUUCAGCCAGGCCAUGGAGGUGGAGACCGGGAAACCCCGUCCCCGCUACGACACCCGGACCAUCGUCUGGAUCUGCCUGACACUCAUCACUGGCCUGGUCGUGCUUCUGCUCCUGCUCAUCUGCAAGAAGAGGCACUGCGGCUACAGCAAGGCCUUCCAGCACUCGGACGAGGAGAAGAUGCACUAUCAGAACGGGCAGGCGCCUCCACCCGUCUUCCUGCCCCUGCACCACCCUCCGGGGAAGAUCCUAGAGCCCCAGUUCUAUGCAGAACCCCACACCUACGAGGAGCCGGGCCGGGCGGGCCGCGGUUUCACCCGCGAGAUCGAGGCCUCUAGAAUCCACAUCGAGAAGAUCAUCGGCUCCGGAGAGUCCGGGGAAGUCUGCUACGGGCGUCUACAGGUGCCGGGGCAGCGGGACAUGCCCGUGGCCAUCAAGGCCCUCAAAGCCGGCUUCACGGAGAGACAGCGGCGGGACUUUCUGAGUGAGGCAUCCAUCAUGGGUCAGUUUGACCACCCCAAUAUCAUCCGCCUUGAAGGUGUCGUCACCCGUGGCCAGCUGGCAAUGAUCGUGACCGAGUACAUGGAAAACGGCUCUCUGGACACCUUCCUGAGGACUCACGACGGGCAGUUCACCAUCAUGCAGCUGGUGGGCAUGCUCAGAGGAGUGGGCGCCGGCAUGCGCUACCUCUCGGACCUGGGCUAUGUCCACCGCGACCUGGCUGCCCGCAACGUCCUGGUCGAUGGCAACCUGGUCUGCAAGGUGUCUGACUUCGGGCUCUCACGGGUGCUGGAGGACGACCCCGAUGCCGCCUACACCACCACGGGAGGGAAGAUCCCGAUCCGCUGGACGGCCCCCGAGGCCAUCGCCUUCCGGACCUUCUCCUCGGCCAGCGACGUGUGGAGUUUUGGGGUGGUCAUGUGGGAGGUGCUUGCCUACGGGGAGCGGCCCUACUGGAACAUGACCAACCGGGACGUCAUCAGCUCCGUGGAGGAGGGGUACCGCCUGCCCGCGCCCAUGGGCUGCCCCCGCGCCCUGCACCAGCUCAUGCUUGACUGCUGGCACAAGGACCGGGCCCAGCGGCCUCGCUUCUCCCAGAUCGUCAGCGUCCUGGACACGCUGAUCCGCAGCCCUGAGAGUCUCAGGGCCACGGCCACUGUCAACAGGUGCCCGCCCCCCGCCUUUGCCCGGAGCUGCUUUGACCUCCGCGGGGGCGGGGGUGGCGGCGGGGGCCUCACCGUGGGGGACUGGCUGGACUCCAUCCGCAUGGGCCGCUACCGGGACCACUUCGCUGCUGGGGGUUACUCCUCUCUGGGCAUGGUGCUACGUAUGAAUGCUCAGGAUGUGCGUGCCCUGGGCAUCACCCUCAUGGGCCACCAGAAGAAGAUCCUGGGCAGCAUCCAGACCAUGAGGGCCCAGCUGACCAGCACCCAGGGGCCCCACCGGCACCUCUGA